Molecule: messenger RNA, 13038 nt
Organism: Coregonus sp. 'balchen'
Lineage: Eukaryota; Metazoa; Chordata; Actinopteri; Salmoniformes; Salmonidae
Source: the annotation of a GenBank genome assembly
AUGGUCAUAAUAAUUGGAGGGAGGGAGGGAGGGAGGGAGGGAGGGAGGGAGGGAGGGAGGGAGGGAGGAGUAGAGGAAAGGUCAGGUGAUUGUGACGGGUGUGACGAGACCAGACCCAACUGGCCAAUGAGGUGGUAGGGUUUGUCAUCAUGAGAUGUAUGUGACAUGGCUCACACACACACACACACACACACACUACCAGUCAAAAGUUUGGACACACCUACUCAUUCAAGGGGUUUUCUUUAUUUUUACAUUGUAGAAUAAUAGUGAAGACAUCAAAACUAUGAAAUAACACACAUGGAAUCAUGUAGUAACCAAAAACGUGUUAAACAAAUCAAAAUACAUUUUAUAUUUGAGAUUCUUCAAAUAGCCAACCUUUGCCUUGAUUACAGCUUUGCACACUCUUGGCAUUCUCUCAACCAGCUUCAUGAGGUCACCUGGAAUGCAUUUCAAUUAACAGGUGUGCCUUCUUAAAAGUUAAUUUGUGGGAUUUCUUUCCUUCUUAAUGCGUUUGAGCCAAUCAGUUGUGUUGUGACAAGGUAGGGGGGUAUACAGAAGAUGGUAUUUUAUCAAAUAGGGCUAAGUUCAUAUUAUGGCAAGAACAGCUCAAAUAAGCAAAGAGAAACGACAGUCCAUCAUUACUUUAAGAAAUGUAGGUCAGUCAAUACGGAACAUUUCAAGAACUUUGAAAGUUUCUUCAAGUGCAGUCGCAAAAACCAUCAAGCGUUAUGAUGAAACUGGCUCUCAUGAGGACUGCCACAGGAAUGGAAGAACCAGAGUUACCUCUGCUGCAGAGGAUAAGUUCAUUAGAGUUACCAGCCUCAGAAAUUGCAGCCCAAAUAAAUGUUUCACAUAGUUGAAGUCACAGACACAUCUCAACAUCAACUGUUCAGAGGGGACUGUGUGAGUCAGGCCUUCAUGGUCGAAUCGCUGCAAAGAAAUCACUACUAAAGGAUACCAAUAAGAAGAAGAGACCUGCUUGGGCCAAGAAACAUGAGCAAUGGACAUUAGACCGGUGGAAAUGUGUCCUUUGGUCUGGAGUCCAAAUUUGAGAUUUUUGGUUCCAACCGCCGUGUAUUUGUGAGACGCGGUGUGGGUCAACGGAUGAUCUCCACAUGUGUAGUUCCCACCGUAAAGCAUGGAGGAGGUGGUGUUAUGGUGGUUUGCUGGUUUGCUGGUGACACUGUCUGUGAUUUAUUUAGAAUUCAAGGCACACUUAACCAGCAUGGCUGCCACAGCAUUCUGCAGCGAUUAUGCCAUCCCAUCUGGUUUGGGCUUAGUGGGACUAUCAUUUGUUUUUCAAAAGGACAAUGACCCAACACACCUCCAGGCUAUGUAAGGGCUAUUUUACCAAGAAGGAGAGUGAUGGAGUGCUGCAUCAGAUGACCUGGCCACCACAAUCCCCCGACCUCAACCCAAUUGAGAUGGUUUGGGAUGAGUCGGACGGCAGAGUGAAGGAAAAGCAGCCAACAAGUGCUAAGCAUAUGUGGGAACUCCUUCAAGACUGUUGGAAAAGCAUUCCAGGUGAAGCUGGUUGAGAGAAUGCCAAGAGUGUGCAAAGCUGUCAUCAAAGCAAAGGGUGGCUAUUUGAAGAAUCUCAAAUAUAAAAUAUAUUUUGAUUUGGUUAACACUUUUUUGGUUACUACAUUAUUCCAUAUGUGUUAUUUCAUAGUUUUGAUGUCUUCACUAUUAUUCUACAAUGUAGAGAAUAGUAAAAAUAAAGAAAAACCCUUGAAUGAGUAGGUGUGUCCAAACUUUUGACUGGUACUGUAUAUGGACAAACACACCAGCAUGCACACACAAUCACAGACACACACACACGCAUGCGCACAUAAACACUUACACACCCAUGCACGCACGCACACGCACACACCAGCCCUGCAGGGCCAUCAAAGACCAGCGGAGGGAGAAAAGAUUACCUUCAUAUUCCAGGCUGCAGAGAAUUUCUCGGAUGCUGUUGGAAAUUCACAUUGUGCUCUUGAUUUCCUUUCUCUCCCUCUCUUAUUUUAUUCUCUUCUUCCCCUCCCUCUGUCACUUUUCUUGACAGGCCAAUAUUUCAGACUGCAGAUAUAGGGGGAUUACAUAUAAAAUAAGUGGAAGGCUGCUUAAUGCACCAGAAUUGAAAUGCAUGAACGAGUGGGAGGAAUUGAUAUGCAGCCAGUACAAACACAGGACAGGGAAUAAUAUGAAAUACAAAAUGUGUUUUUUUCUUCCCUCCAUGUAUCAAUGCUUUACUUUUUAUUUAUUUGUAUUUGUGCGUCUACGGUGAAGCGUUGAUUCGCAAGAAUGAGACUCACAAUAUUGCCUUGAGUAACCAGACAAGUGAGAGAGAGAGAGAGAGAGAGAGAGAGAGAGAGGAGAGAGAGAGAGAGAGAGGGAGGACGAGAGAGAGAAGAGAGAGAGAGGUUGGAGAGAGGAGAGAGAGAGAGAGAGAGAGAGAGUGAGAGAGAGAGAGAGAGAGAGAGAGAGCGAAGCAUAGUGGGGUGCUACUGCUAUUUCUUUGUGUUGUGCAGAGAGGGUAAAUUGCACUGGCAGAGUGUAGCUUCACACACAUACAUACACAGUUUGGCUGUAUCUAAGGAUGAGGUAAUAAAACAUUUAUCAGUGGGUAGCAGCGUCUGCUAAAUACAACCAGAGGCUGAUCUCUUAGCAUUGAGCUCUGCUGCAGCCAUAUAAACCACCUCCCCACCUCCAGCCGUGACCAGAAAACGGCUCAGAUAUUUAGCAUGAUGUGUGUGUGUGUGUGUGUACAUGUUUGCCUGCUUGCGUACGUGUGUGUGUAUUUGGAGGAAAAGGGGGGCUAGAUGCAUAUGGCCUAAUGAAGUGUAUAAUAUUACCAUAACAUUUAAUGUAUGUCUUGCUGUGAAAAUGAGGCUGGUUUGAUUUUCUCUCCAUUUCUCUCAUGUCCUCGGGGCAGAAUGACUCAAUGUAUAUGAAUGAGAAUUAGGAGGGUGAUACGAUAGGUCUACACUUCUAGCCCCACAGCCAAUGUCUGUCACGACAUGAAAAUCACCACGUGUCCAUCUGUAUUUUAAUUUGAUACACAUUAUUUGUGACAGACAUCAAUUAAUUGACUUAUUUUUUGGCUUCAUCCAUUGAGAACUAUGAUUUUACUAGAACAUAUUUUUUAUAACAGAGAUACAACACAAUAUAACAAUUUUCCUCUGUGCUGUCUUGUGUUUUAGGAGUGAACUCUCUGUUUAAAGAGUCUCCUGGAUCCAACGCUGUGGGAAAACGCUCCAUGCUGCCAGAGAGACAGAAUGACAGCCCGCCCAAAAGGCCCAAGUCUGCCGAGGGGAAGACCUGCACUAGCGAACAGGUAUGCUAAGCAAACUGCUAAUGCUCCAUGAUAAACCGACAGGGAAAGCUAUAUUUAACCAGUUAGCAGGUAUGCUAAGAGUUAAUAUCUCAGAAAGUAGUGUGCUGUCAACAGAACUCAAAGGGUUAACCCCAAACUCAUCCCUCACUGACAGAACACUUUAGCAUCACCCAUAGUACAUUCUCGCUCCUUUGUGUUCUUAAGUGGAAUGCCUACCCGCCUGCCUGCACCAGGCAAGGCUCUCUCCCUGUCCCCCUCUCUUUGCAUGUCUUUAAAUGAUAUGUGUUUUUAAAUUAGAUUAUGAAGCUUGUCUGGUGGAGGGCCCUGAGUGGAAGGAGGCCUGAGUCAUUUCAGAAAUGGAUUACAUUAAGGCAGGUGGCUGGAGGCGGCCAUUUUAGGAGUACUCCUUGUAAUGAGGGCUUGGCGGGAGACGGGGAGGCUACACACCUUUGUCAUCUCUAAUCUCCUGAUUAGAAAUUCCCUCCAAUCAGGUUUCCCGCUAAUAAAAUUACACGAGUUGAGGGGCUUAAGUGCAUUACAUGGAAAGGCGGUUGAUGUACAUUUUGUGUGUAAAGGUAAAGUGGGACGAGUGCGGUGGGGGGGGGGGGGGGGGGGGGGGAGGAUAUUCCGAUUUGUUUAGAUGAAGGGAAAUUCCGUUCAAUCUUUUAUCCCUAUCUUCAGAGCACUCUGUCGUCUAGGUUUCUCAGUGCUGUUAAAAGUGACAUGUUUUUACUUGUUCGCAAUGGUUAUUUGUUCUGUUCUCCAGUAUUUUCCCAGUAAUAACCAUAGCAUGCUGUCUCUCUCUCUCUCUCCCAGCAGGUGCAGCAGUGCCCCUACUGUAACUACAGCAGUAAAGACGCCAACAGGAUACAGCUCCAUGUGGUGUCCCAGCAUUCCAUGCAGCAGCCAGUGAUCAGCUGCCCACUGUGCCAAGACGUCCUGAGCAACAAGAUCCACCUGCAGCUCCACCUCACACACCUGCACAGCGUGGCUCCAGACUGUGUUGAUAAACUGCUUAUGACCGUACGUUUGAUACACAGAUAACUUAACAACAUUCAGGUGAUGGGGGGGAGGGGGGGGGGGGGGGGGGGGUUGGUGGUGCUGAUCAGUGGUGAGAAAAAUGCGGAGGAUAAAUCUAAUUUGCUUCUAAUGGCAUCGCACGUACAGUACAUUUUUCUCAAGGUCUAAAGGUUUUCUUUAAUCCCUUUUAAGAUCUAUGAUGUUGAGAUGGCAAAUUGAAAAAUGGCAGUCAUUCUGUCUUGGCUGUCCAGUGCUCCCUACAGUCCCAUAACUAGCUCUGGCCAGUGCUGUCACUGUGCAGUCCUAUAAAACAUUUCCUAUGCAUUUAUCCCACUCUCCCGAGAAUACGUCAUAAAGUUGACAGUUAAGCAAAUUCUGCUUUCUGAAAAUGAGCUCUUUUUAUUGGUGAGAGGCGAGUUGAAAAGUACACCUCCUUUACAUGUUUUUGGUAUUUGCGGUGAAUGUUUUGACUGAACGUCUUAACCGCUGCACUAUCAUUAUUGUUCAUGUCAAUUCAAAAUAUUGUCAGCAGCACCUGCACCAACAUUAUAGUUAUUAAAUGAUAGAUUAUCUAUUAUUACAUUACAUUACAUUUUAUAUUUUAAUAAAAUGUUGUUAUGAUGCAUGUUGCAAUUAUGGAUGGUUAUGAUUAAGAUUAUUACAUUGUUUUUGUUGUCUGACUUUGAUAGGUGGCUGGGCCUGAUGUGAUGGUGCCUAAUAACAUGAUGCAUCCUUCAUCUGGACAAGACAACGCUCUGUCUCUGAUGGAUGCUUCUGCUGCUCUCUCUGAGAAGUCUCGAAAGCCCACAGGUACGCAGAGCACGUUUACCACUGUUACAAUACCCCUGCCGGUAUUGAAUGCACUAUUUUGAGGUUGUUUGGAAAGUGUAAUUAUUUCACCAUUAUGAGUUACAGUAAGUGUCCUUGGGUUGUAGAAGGGCCCUGCUACACAAAUGAAACAAAAUAUUAUUUAUUUUUGCCAGACAAGUUUUACGUUUCCAGAGUUUAUAUAUUUGUACAAUGUCUUUUGUUCAUGAAUUUAAUUGGUUUUUCGUUGUCCUUUCUCAGGGAACAGUUCCAAGGAUGAGAUGAACAGCACAGGCCAAGGCAAGAGUGAACUAGACCUCCAUGUAGAGGAACUCAAACCCCCCAAGGAUGGGUCUGAAGCCCCAGACUGGAAGAGGUCCGUUGUGGUCGGGCAGGAUCGAAAGAGCCCUGACUCCCUUCAGGACCAUCUGAACGACCUCCAGAGAUGCCAGCAGCAACAGCAACAGCAACAGCUCUCGGUCUCCGACCGCCACGUCUACAAAUACCGCUGCAACCACUGCAGCCUGGCCUUCAAGACCAUGCAGAAGCUGCAGAUACAUUCCCAGUACCAUGCCAUCCGGGCGGCCACCAUGUGCAGCCUCUGCCAACGCAGCUUCCGGACAUUCUUGGCACUCCGGAAGCACUUGGAGAACGGACAUCCGGAGCUGAGCGAAGCCGAGGUCCAGCAGCUCUGCGGCAGCCUGCCGGUAAACGGAGACUUCCUCUCAGAGAGCGAGGCCAGGGCCUACGAGGAGGCGCAGCAGGCCUUCGAACAGGAAAUGGAGAAAGACGAUGAGCUGGACCUGGAAGAGAAGGCCAGCCCAACAGGAAGUGACAGUAGCUCGUUGCUAGACGACAUGGGAGCCGAAACUAAGCGAACCCUCCCCUUCAGGAAAGGCCCCAACUUCACCAUGGAGAAGUUCCUGGACCCAUCCCGGCCAUACAAGUGCACGGUGUGCAAGGAGUCCUUCACCCAGAAGAACAUCCUCCUGGUCCACUACAACUCUGUCUCUCACCUGCACAAGCUGAAGAAGGUUCUCCAGGAGGCCUCCAGCCCGGUUCCUCCAGAGACCAACAACAAUGUAGACAACAAACCAUUCAAAUGCAGUAUCUGCAAUGUUGCCUACAGCCAAAGCUCAACCCUGGAGAUCCACAUGAGGUCUGUGCUGCAUCAGACCAAAGCAAGAACUGCCAAAACAGAGACAAGCAGCAGCAGUAGCAGUGCAGGGAGUGGGAACACUAGUGGCUUGGCUCCAUCCAGCAGCCCAGCCCCAACCGGACAAGGCAACAACACCAACUCAGACACUGCUAGAAGCGUGACGCCGUCGGCUAACAAAGAAAACACUGUAGAUGCCAAAGAAGCCAAAAACAGCAGCAACAACGCAAAGCAAACUACUGAUCAUGUCUCUGCACAGCAAAGCCAUCAGAACGCUCAGUCCCAAGCUCAGCUACAGAUGCAGCUCCAACACGAGCUCCAGCAGCAGGCUGCCUUUUUCCAGCCCCAGUUCCUCAACCCGGCUUUCUUCCCCCAGUUCGGCAUGACCCCAGAGGCUCUGCUUCAGUUCCAGCAGCCACAGUUCCUGUUCCCCUUCUACAUCCCAGGGGCAGAAUUCAACCUGAGCCCAGAGCUGGCUCUUCACUCAGCCGCCGCUUUCGGAAUGCCAGGCUUGACUGGUUCUUUCCUGGAAGACCUGAAGCAGCAGAUGCAGCAGCAACACCAGCUACAGCAGGCUCAGGCUCAGCAGCAGGCUCAACAGCAGGCUCAACAGCAGCAACAACAGCAACAGCAGCAACAAGCAUCCCAGUUGCAGCUCCAGCAGCAGAAGAACCAGCAACUGCAGAGCCACAAGCCCAAAAUGGAGCCCAAUGCUGUGUCAGUGUCUGACAUACAGAUGUCCAGAGAGGCAGAAGAGCAUCUGGAAAAACAGGAGAGCAAAGCAAAGAUGGAGAAUGGAGGGGAUGGAGUCAGUGAGGGAGGAAAGGACAACAAAGACAAAAAGUCCACGUUUCCCGAGCCGCUGAUUCCUCCUCCACGUAUCGUUUCAGGAGCCAGAGGAAAUGCUGCCAAGGCCCUUCUGGAGAACUUUGGAUUUGAGCUGGUCAUCCAGUACAACGAGAACAGGCAGAAAAACCAGAAGAAAAACAAAGAAGGAGAACAACAAAAACAACAACCACAACAACAACAAGUGGAGAUCAAUAACGACAAGCUGGAAUGUGGGAUGUGCGGAAAGCUCUUCUCCAACAUGCUUAUUCUUAAAAGCCACCAAGAGCACAUCCAUGGACAGUUCUUCCCUUAUGGAGAGCUGGAGAAGUUUGCCCAGCAGUACAGAGAGGCCUAUGACAAGCUCUACCCCAUCAACCCCCCUUCCCCCGAGACUCCCCCACCUCCGCCUCCCCUUCCUCCUCCACCACCAGCACCAGUGACCACCCAGCAGCCUCCUUGCACUUCCAUGAACAAGCCCCAGAUCAAGGCCCCAUCCCCUGCCCCAAACCAGGCUCCACAGCCCCAGCCACCACCCCCACCUCCCCUUCCUCCACCAGCCUCCCCAUCCCCACAGGUGCAGCCUUCCAUCCAACUAGAUUUCUCCCUCUUUCCCCCUCUGAUGAUGCAGUCCAUCCAGCACCAAGGGCUACACCCUCAACUUGCCCUGCAGCUGCCUACAAUGGACUCCCUGUCCUCAGAUCUCACCCAGCUUUGUCAGCAGCAGCUAGGCCUCGAUCCAAACUUCCUGAGGCAGGCCCAGUUCAAGCGCCCUCGAACCCGCAUCACGGACGACCAGCUGAAGGUCCUCCGAGCGCACUUUGACAUCAACAACUCGCCCAAUGAGGAGCAGAUUCAGGAGAUGGCUGACAAGUCCGGCCUCCCCCAGAAAGUCAUCAAGCACUGGUUCCGUAACACCCUCUUCAAAGAAAGGCAGCGAAGCAAAGAUUCUCCUUACAACUUCAACAUUCCACCUAUUACCACGUUGGAGGAUAUUAGGCUGGAGUCCCAGUAUAGUACACUGGAGUACUACAGGACUGAUGCCACCAUGAACAAGAGGUCCUCCAGGACAAGGUUCACUGACUACCAACUGAGGGUCCUGCAGGACUUCUUUGACACAAACGCUUACCCGAAAGAUGAUGAGAUUGAGCAGCUCUCCACUGUGCUCAACCUGCCAUCUAGGGUCAUCGUGGUGUGGUUCCAAAAUGCCCGCCAGAAGGCCCGGAAGAGCUACGAGAACCAGGCAGAUGCUAAAGACAAUGAGAAGAAAGAACUGACGAAUGAGCGCUACAUCCGCACCAGCAACAUGCAGUACCAGUGCAAGAAAUGCAGUGUGGUGUUCCCGCGAAUCUUUGACCUGAUCACCCACCAGAAGAAGACGUGCUACAAGGACGAGGAUGAGGAAGGGAAUGAGGACAACCAGUCUGAGGAGUACAUGGAUAUGGGAGAGCCAGGCCCAGCCAAGCACCCAGAGUCAUCCAAGCAUCACCGUGGAACAGCCACUAGCUCAGGCUCCAGCUCCCCUCUGAUGCCCUCCCCUCGCUCCAACCUGGGGAAGACCUCGCCCAAGCCUGAACCUCCCUCUGAGCCCAAACCUAAAGAGCCAGAACCUGCCCCUUCCCCAGUUAUGAUGAAGUCUCUACCAGACCCCAGACCCUCCAAGGCCUCCACCCCCCAGCCACCCCCUCAGAAGACCCCCCAGCCCCAGAUGUCCAGACCCCACUCCCAGCCUCAGUCAGCCGCCGUCCCCUCCAGCCCCCUCUCCCUCGCCCUCUCCUCCCUCACCAACAGCCUCCCUCCCCAGAUGCUCCAAUACCAGUGUGACCAGUGCAAGAUAGCCUUCCCAAGUGUUGAGCUAUGGCAGGAACACCAGCACAUGCAUUUCUUGGCUGCCCAGAACCAGUUCCUCCAUUCCCAGUUCUUGGAAAGGCCCAUGGACAUGCCCUAUAUGAUCUUCGACCCCAAUAAUCCUCUGAUGACUAGCCAGCUGCUGUCUGGAGGACUCCAGAUGCCAAUUCAAAGCGGCUCUGGUUUGUCCUCAGGCCCCGGCUCUGGCUCCAUGAAGAGAAAACUAGACGAGAAAGAGGAUGGAUCCAAUGAAAAAGAUAACGGAAACAUGACUGAAGAACAGCACAGAGACAAACGUCUCAGAACUACCAUCACCCCAGAACAACUAGAGAUCCUCUACGACAAAUACUUGCUGGACUCAAAUCCCACAAGAAAGAUGCUGGAUCACAUCGCACGUGAGGUCGGCCUGAAGAAGAGAGUGGUGCAGGUGUGGUUUCAGAACACACGUGCCCGAGAGAGAAAGGGACAGUUCAGAGCUCUGGGGACCCUCCCAGUCACACAAGAAAUGCCCUUUUUGUCGGGCGCUGUUCAAGGCCAAGUCAGCUUUGGACAGCCAUAUCCGCUCUAGACACUGGCAUGAAGCCAAACAGGCAGGGUUUAGUCUGCCCAAUAGCCCAAUGAUGAACCAAGACGAUGGAGGCGAGAGCCCACACAAGUACAACUUCUUUGAGUAUCCACAGCUGCCCACCAAGACUGAGCCAAAUGAGUACGAGCUGCCCGCAGCCUCCUCAACACCAGUCAAACCAUCUGAGGCACCGUUAAAAAACUUAUUGAGCCCUUCAUCCUUAAAAGCAGAAAACUGUGAUGAAUCUGAAGGGCUUAACAUCAAUUCUGCAGAGGCCUCAUCCUACGACAUAAACAACAAAAUGGAUUUUGACGAGACCUCGUCCAUCAACACGGCCAUAAGUGACGCCACCACCGGAGACGAGGGCAACAACAACGAGGUAGAGAGCCUCACAGCCAACGGAGGGGACAAGCUGGGCUGCGACAGCAAGAGCAACCAGGCCCAGAGCUCAGACGGGGGUGGCGACGACCGCUUCCCCUUCAGCAUGGUGAGCCCCUCCCUCAGCUACUCGGGCAAGGACGGAGACUCCUGCUCCUACUCCUACUCCUACUACAGCUCCAGAGAUGACGACAUGGACGACAACAACGACCAGAGCGAGACCUCCAGCCUGACCGACCCCAGCUCUCCCAACCCCUUCGGAAGUGGAAACCCCUUCAAGUCUGGGAAGGGCAGCGGCAGUGGUGGCGAUAGACCAGGCCAUAAGCGCUUCAGGACUCAGAUGAGCAACCUUCAGCUGAAAGUCCUCAAAGCUUGCUUUAGCGACUACCGCACCCCAACCAUGCAUGAGUGUGAGAUGCUGGGCAGCGAGAUCGGCCUCCCCAAGCGCGUGAUUCAGGUGUGGUUCCAGAACGCCCGUGCCAAGGAAAAGAAGUUCAAAAUCAACAUCGGAAAGCCAUUCAUGAUCAGUCAAGGUGGGCCGGAUGGGCCCCGGCCGGAGUGUACUUUGUGUGGUGUGAAGUACACUGCCCGGAUGUCCAUCCGCGACCACAUCUUCUCCAAACAGCACAUUGCUAAAGUGCAGGAGACCCUGGGCAACCAGGUGGACAGAGAGAAGGACUAUCUAACGCCCACCACGGUCCGCCAGCUGAUGGCUCAGCAGGAGAUGGAUCGUCUGAAGAAGGCUGGGAGCGAUGGGUUCAGCUGCCUGGCUGCCCAGCAGCUUCAGACUGCAGUGGACCAGAACAAUGCACUUCACGGCCUCAGCCUGCCCUCAGGCUACCCCGGGAUCUCUGGACUUCCGCCGGUACUACUUCCUGGGGUCAACGGGCCGUCCUCACUUCCUGUUUACCCACCCAACACACCUGGUGAGUUAGUAUGACGAACAGAGAACACACAGAGAAUAGUAGCUUUAUUAUGAACUUUUAUGAACAUUUAUUGUCCAUACUUUAUAUGCACAAAAGACUCUUUCUCUACUCUACUUUCUCUGCUCAUUCCAUUACAGUGUUGUUGUUGGUGGGGAUAGAGAUAUUUUGACCAAACGUUGGAGAUUGUGUAAAGGACACUUUAAUGCAUGCAUGAUCUCAACGUUCAGUGCGGAACUGCUAAGUAAAAUAAUAGUUUAAAAGCAAAAGCAUUUUUAUCAUUGGUUUUAUUUGUGGUGUUUAUUUCCCCUCCUCUCCUUUGAUGUGGGUUUGGUAUAUUUAUAAUAUCCUCAUGUUGGUAUCUCAUAAGGCGCAUGUGACAGUUUUGAUCCAUAACAAAAUCUAAAAAAGAAAAAAAAGAAAAGUAUAAAGUAAAUCAUAACUGCAAACAUUUCCAUAAUGUCAUACUGAACAAUAUUUCAAUAGUAAUGUUAGGGUGAAUAUAAAUAUAUUUCAAUAUAAUUUAUACCACUGUAUUUCAGCUUUAGCGUCUCCCGGUGCUGGUAUGCUUGGGUUCCCCACCCCAGCCACCCCCUCUCCUGCCAUGUCUCUCAGCACUACCCCAACCAAGACUCUUCUGCAGACUCCUCCUCCACCUCCACCACCUCCUCCUCCUCCUCCUCCACCUACUCCUGUUUCAUCCAUCCCUCUGACUUCAACCAACUACAUCGAGCAGCACAGCAAAUACCAAGAGAGAGACAGCAACAACAGCAGCAGCAAGAAACCAGUGGAGAAACCGCACCACCAGAAGAAGGCCAAGGAAAGAGAAGCAGAGAAUGGCGGCCGUCCACAGACCCCCAACGUCAGCAACAACAAGAAGAGGGAAAAGCCGUCUCCAGCCACGGGGAAACCGGGAAGUGAGGGUCAUCUGGAUGUCGCUCAACUACAAGCUCUUCAGAACGCCCUGGCUGGUGCCACAGACCCAAGCUCCUUCCUGGGAGGCCAGUUCCUGCCUUACUUCCUCCCGGGCUUCGCCAACAGCUUUUCGCCCCAGCUUCUUGGAGGAAUGCAGGCGGGGGGAUACUUCCCUCCGUUCGGCGGGAUGGAGAACCUAUUCCCCUACGGACCUGCCGCCAUCCCGCAGGCCGCCAUGGCUGGGAUGAAUCCCACUGCCCUCCUGCAGCAGUAUCAGCAGUACCAGCAGUCUCUCCAGGACUCCCUGCAGAAGCAACAACAGCAGCAGCAGCAGCAGCUGCAGCAGCAGCAGCACCAAAAGCAGCUUGAGCAACAACAGCAGCAUCAUAAACAGAAGCAGAAGCAGAAGCAGAAGCCAGCCCCUGUGAAGGCGUCGUCACCAUGUGUGCAGAGCAACUCAAACUCCUUCAACCCAAAAGAAUCUAUGGAUGACACCAACAACAACAAAGGCUCUUUGACAGAAAGCACAAAAGUAGAACCACCAACAGAAACCAAAAGUACCACAGACUUUCCUGACGCUUUCAUCGUUCCAUCUGUCAAGCACGAGUUCAUAUGCAGGAAGUGCCAUAAGGUAUUCAGCGACGAGGGCUCCGCAGUGCAUCACCAGAAGUCAUUCUGCUACUUUGGAAACCCUUUUCCAGACCCGCAGGAGACAGUUCUUAGAAAGGCAGUGAGCAAGUACACGUGCAUCGCCUGCAACGUGGUGGUCAACGGGAAUGAAGCACUUGGCCAACACCUCCAGUCGAGCUUGCACAAAGAGAAAACAAUCAAACAAGCAAUGAGAAAUGCCAAAGAGCAUGCUAGAUUAUUACCUCACUCUGUCUGCACCCCUACUCCUGACAACACCACAUCUACCUCGCAGUCUGCAGCUCCUCCUUCUAAUAACACCUUUCCUCAUCUCUCUCGCUUAUCCAUCAAGUCCUGGCCAAAUAUCCUUUUCCAGGCCACCGCCCGGAAAGCUGCUUCUUCCUCCUCCUCCCCGUCUGCUUCUCCUCUUCCUCUUCCUCCCCUUUCCUUGCCUCUAACGGUUACCUCAACGUCCUGCAGCAGCGUCUCAGGGGUUCCCACCUCCCUACCCAACGAGAGUUGUUCAGAUGAGUCUGACAACGAGCUAAGCCAGAAGCUGGAUGACUUAGAUAAGGUGUUGGAGGCCAAGGCUAAGCCGACCUCCGGCUUAGACGCAGGCUUCAGCAGUAUCAGAAUGGAUAUGUUCAGUGUGUAG